UCCCUCCGCCGGGAGAGUCAGUCCCAGUAGCUGCGGCCCCGCUGAGUCAGCCCAGCGAGCGGCGCACGGUGCGCCGCGUGACCCGCAGCCACGUGACCCGCGCGGGGCCUGGCCGCCGGCGCAGUAGCUGCAGCCGCCGCGGGAGGCGUCCGCGACAAGAUGAAACUCAUCAUCCUGGACCACUAUUCUCAGGCCAGCGAGUGGGCGGCUAAAUACAUCAGGAACCGCAUCAUCCAGUUUAACCCAGGGCCAGAGAAGUACUUCACCCUGGGGCUCCCCACUGGGAGUACCCCACUUGGCUGCUACAAGAAGCUGAUUGAAUACUAUAAGAAUGGGGACCUGUCCUUUAAAUAUGUGAAGACCUUCAACAUGGAUGAGUACGUGGGCCUUCCUCGAGACCACCCAGAGAGUUACCACUCCUUCAUGUGGAACAACUUCUUCAAGCACAUUGACAUCUACCCAGAAAACACCCACAUUCUGGAUGGGAAUGCAGUCGACCUACAGGCAGAAUGUGAUGCCUUUGAAGAGAAGAUCAAGGCUGCAGGUGGGAUCGAGCUAUUUGUUGGAGGCAUCGGCCCUGAUGGACACAUUGCCUUCAACGAGCCAGGCUCCAGUCUGGUGUCCAGGACCCGUGUGAAGACACUGGCCAUGGACACCAUCCUGGCCAAUGCUAGGUUCUUCGAUGGAGAACUCACCAAGGUGCCCACCAUGGCCUUGACGGUGGGGGUGGGCACUGUCAUGGAUGCUAGAGAGGUGAUGAUCCUCAUCACAGGUGCUCACAAGGCAUUCGCUCUGUACAAGGCCAUCGAGGAGGGAGUGAACCACAUGUGGACCGUGUCUGCCUUCCAGCAGCAUCCCCGCACCGUGUUUGUGUGUGAUGAGGAUGCCACCUUGGAGCUGAAAGUGAAGACUGUCAAGUAUUUCAAAGGUUUAAUGCUUGUUCAUAACAAGUUGGUGGACCCCUUGUACAGUAUCAAAGAGAAAGAAACUGAGAAAAGCCAGUCUUCUAAGAAACCAUACAGCGACUAGCCUGUGCUGGGACCUAGUGUCAAGUACCCAUAGGGAAAGGCAGGUCUUUCUGGAAAUUGUCUUUAGAAGAAAGAAUUGUAUUUCUUUAAUCUAGUAUGGGUACUCCAGAUAAGUGGGUAAACUUAUUGUUCUUGGCCAUGAGGCUGGGAGCCUAGUCAUGGAGUUUAGCUAUAGGGAGAAUGAUUUGUUCGUAACUUAAUCAGAAAAAAAAUCUCUGCAAAAUGUACUCCAUCAUUUUGAUGUCUGCCAAACCCAGGUUGGGAGUUUUAAACUUUUUGUUCUGCUUCAGCCACGGUUCACAUGUACAACACACUCAGAUCAGGAAUUUCUCUCCUUACAUGCACUGAUUUUCAAGUGGGAGGGAAUUAGGGGCUUGUGUAUAUUGGAUGCCACCUCUUUGAAGAGUCUUGAGAGUCCUUCUUGCACAGGCCUGCCCCUUGGUUGAGAACCAUUGUCCCAGGUUAAGGCACAAACUCUCAAUAUCUAAAAUAAGUGCAAGGAAGCAGGCUCUUUGGUCAGUAACAAGUGCAGUGGAAAGAAAACGAUGCCUUCUUUCCUUCUUCCAGUUGUUUUCCAGUUUCACAGCUUUUCUCUGAACUGGGAGAACCUGGGGGUGGAUUUGGGUGGGUGGGGUCAAAGAGGUGGCUUCUACUGAUAAGCCCAGAGCCUCAAGGGGCCCAGCCAUGUCAAACUUCUCUCCCUCAGGGACUCUGCAGCAUCAAAAGGAGGAAGGUGGAAGCCGUUUUCCCCCCAGAGCCCUGUGUUUUUGUGAAAGGCCUCACUGUGGCUCCUCUGUUUUACAUACUCAUUAGUAAGUAGGAGGUCCACUGGGGCAACAGACACUGCCACAAUUUCAGUGUUGUGUUCAGCCAAGAGGACGGUCUGGGCAGGCAGCUUAAGUGUGAGUUUAGUCACAACUCCUGAGUGUCCCGCUCUCCUGCUUCCCUAGGAGGUGAGUGCCAGGAAAACACACCAAAUGUUUCUAGUAUUGUUUCCCCACUUAAAAUAGUCCUGCUUAGAUUCACAUGGUGUGGUCUGAUGUUCUGAGAACAUCAGGAAAUACAACCCUUUUGCCCAUUUAUCCUUCUCCCCGGAUCCCAAGGUGGUCUGUUGCUCUGGUUUCCUUUCAUUGUCUUAGGCCUUCAUGGAGUGGAUGCUGCCUCCUCCUGGCUGUUUUUGUGCCUGUUUGAAGCUACUGCUGUCUCUAUUUCUGGGAAAGACCUUUAAGAGUCUGGCUCAGGCCUAAGGGCUAUGUUUGGUACCAGUGUUUUGUCUUUAGCUUUUCUAUGUGAUUGUGCUGUCAUUCUGUUUUAAGCUCAUGGAUCAAUGGAUUUGUUUACAAUGUGAUAUUUUCUAUUAAAUCCAGUAUUUUCAAAUAACA
Chlorocebus sabaeus (green monkey) is the source of this 2410-nucleotide messenger RNA. RefSeq names its product glucosamine-6-phosphate deaminase 1 (gene GNPDA1). NCBI's taxonomy places the organism in Eukaryota, Metazoa, Chordata, Mammalia, Primates, Cercopithecidae. The record is from RefSeq and is a predicted model, not a curated record. Gene Ontology annotation, cellular component: cytoplasm. Gene Ontology annotation, molecular function: glucosamine-6-phosphate deaminase activity; identical protein binding. Gene Ontology annotation, biological process: D-glucosamine catabolic process; carbohydrate metabolic process; N-acetylglucosamine catabolic process.